UCCUCAUAAAUCGAACAGAAAAAAACAUGGCAUUGGAAAUAAGAAAGUGGUACUUCGGUAAAUGUUAUUAGUAGAUAGAAGGCAACAAUUCGAUGGCAUGAGUCGUCUUUCUUACUCUUUACCUCGCGAGAGAGAUGAAGAAAACACACGAAAGCAGUAAUGAAAAUAAACCGGACGUCGAUAAAGCCAAACGGGUGUACAGGGCUGCUGUGGAUGCGAUAAAGCGACUUGAUGAGGUUUUAAAGCAAAGGAAGGCCUAUAGGGAGGUGUUUACUCAAGAUGCUGUGGGACUACGAAACAAGUUAAAGGAGUACAGUGAGAGACUCAUGUUCUACAACCCUAUUGAGUAUGGAAGGAAAGCAGAGGAUGUCCUGUGGCGGAAAGUCUUCUAUCAAAUCAUACAGCUUGUAAAACAAAAUCGAAAGCAUGUACGACCUGGGAGUACAUUGGAGUCUGCGUUCCGAACUCACCUGGCCUCAGCAACAGGGUACUACAAUCACCUCCUAUUUAGGCUCCAGUACGAGUUUUGUCUGAACCUUCACGGUGUCCUAGACUUUCAUUUGGUGCCAGAACAAAAGACAGGUCACAGGAAGAGUUUUGGACAUAACAGCCGGAGAAAAGAUGUCAACCCAAAAGUCCAGGACUGGGCCAUGAAGGCGUGUCAUCGCUGUCUUGUGUGUCUUGGUGACAUUGCACGUUACCAACAGGACUUUGAUAAAGGGUUCAGUAAAUCAGCUUCAGAACGUUUCUACCAUCAGGCGAUAGCUUUGUGCCCAGACAAUGGAAUGCCACACAACCAGUUAGGAACCCUGAGUGGGUCACGUUACAUCCACUGUGAGGCUGCCUACCACUACAUACGCUGUAUGGUGUGUGAAAAACCGUUUGAAGGAGCUGAAGGCAACUUACAGCGACUCUUUGAAAAAAAUCGCAAGAGAUUCCUAGAACUAAAACAAUCAGCAAGUCACAGUGUUCCUGUGGAACCACAGAGUUUUCAGGACCUGAAAUUUUUCCUGACCCAGUUCCUGCAUCUAUUGAGCAUCUUCUAUGAUACAUCCAAGAAUCCAGACUCUUCAGAGUUACAGGAGAGUUGCCAGGCAACACUUCAGAGCUUUAACUUAUGUAUGUUCCAUGAGCCUGAUAUCUACAGUCGAGAAGAUUACCGUCUCGACGGACUGCAGCACCUCGAUGAUGAUAUGGUCUUCAAGCUUGUUGUCAUGUGUAUGGCUACAAUCCACCUACUGCAGUUACGAGGUUCCAGACAGGUGACUGCGGCCACAGCAUUCCUUCUGGCACUGUUCUCACACAUACUCAAUCACGUUGUCAUCCGUCUCCAUGCAGCCCUAGACGAGAAGGAGAACCCGAACAAACUGCUUCACAGAGAUUUUCAUCAAGAUGUUGAUGAAGAAAUGGAAGAUUUUUCAGACCCAGAGGAAAAUGGUCGCAUUUCCCAUCAUGCACAUGGGCAGGAAGCAGACGAAAUUCCAAUUCCCUCCCAAAAUCACAAUAACAGCUCUCAGUACAAAAGUGUUGUAAACGAAAAUUCAAUGCAACAUGAAAUGUCAGAGAAAUCAAAGUCAUCUCGGAUGAAAAGUUUUAAACGACGGAGAAGAAAACGGCACAACAGUGAUGGCAGUUCAGACCUGUCCGAUGUCUCUGACCUCAGUGAAGGUGCCGAACAUUUAUCUGACAACUUCCUGUCUGGAGAUUCUGAAGAAGAGGAAGAAGAAUUUGUAGGAUUUUUUACGAAUGAAUCUGACUCGGAUAUGUCUGAUGCUCUGAUGGAAAGCCAGGAGUUGGAACCAGGAUUUGCAGAAGCAAGCAAGUCCUCCACAAACACAAACUCUCAUGAUCAACAGGCUGUUUUCCCUGGUAGUUUGCCAGAGGCUAAUAAUGCCAUUUGGAUUAGUCAGGCAGAGAAUGAAAAACUUGCUCAUCUUUCUUCCGAACUUUAUUCAUCCUCUGUGUCUUUCUUGCGACAAAAUGUGAAGUUGUCCCCACAGAAUAGCAGGUCAUACGAAUGUGAUGUGGCUGAAUUUGAGAACUGUAAAGAUGUGAUUCAAGGCAAGAAAGAAGUACCUGUUCCCCCAGGUUUUGCAUCCAGCAAAGAAGCUCUCCAUGUGGCAGAAAUCACCAACAAACUCGCAAACUUUGUGAUAGAAACAGAUACUGAGGCCAGCGUAGCCCCUACAGACUCUGAACAAUCAGGGGCUGACAUUGAAAAUGAUACAGAAACAGAAGAUUACAGUAGUACCUCUGGGUCCGGAGACAGGAUUGAUACCAGUCAUCGACAGCUGAAGUACACAAUAGAUGUGGUUCACAGCGAGGGUCUGCUGUCCACUGUCAAACUUAUGUGUGACUGGAUGAGGUGUAACAGUGGCGUCAUUAUGACCUGUGCCCAGAGCUCACAGUCCCUGUGGCAUCGCCUUUCCGUCCUAUGUAACAUCCUACCAGUGGAGACUGUUUUGGCAGAUCACGACCAGUGUUGGAUGGAAGAGGUGAAAACAGUUCUUUGUUCUGUCCGUAACCAUGAUUGGCAGCAAAUAUUCCCACUACGUGAGGACAUAAACCUCUCCCAGUUCCCUCCCUUGGCUGAAGCUCAUUCUAGUCUCAAGCUAAAUAUUAAACGUAAAGGACACAUCUCCGAAAUGCAGGAGUGUUUCCUUCGAGUGGGCUGUAUACGCCAGUUUGGUCACUUCCUAUCCAGUUUAGAAAACCUCAACUUCCAAUAUGAUGAGGAGCAGAAGACAUUUGUAGGCCCCACUCAGCCAGUAGAUACCCAUGAGAAUGAAAAAGAGGCCAUGAAGAGAGUGGCCGAUGAAGAAAGCAGACGGAACCAGUUGAUGAGGGACAUGGCACAGUUACGACUACAGGCUGAAGUCAGUCAGCUGGAAGGAUCACUGGAUAUGCCUGACCACUCCAGCUUCCCGCCAUACCUCAUUCCAGACCCUCAGUGUCUCUGUGACUGCCUCAAUAUGGUCAAACAGCUCUUACAGUCCGGCAAAGGCAUCCUUGUCAUCCCAACGUCUGUGAUAGAUACGCUUGAUGUUCUGAAGAAGGAGUCGGGGCGGGCAAGGGAGGCAAUUCGCUGGCUGGAGGCAGAAUUCCGUAAAGGAAACAGGUACAUUCGAGCACAGAAGAGCAACGAAAAACUCCAAGAUAGCGCGCCUAAACUCCUAAAGAAGGACAAGGCAAUGUGGUGUCUGUUUGAAAUCUUGAACUGUGCCCGCUAUCUGGCCCUGCAGGGAGGUGAUUUGAAUGGUGGAAAUAUGGUGGCAGUUCUAACUUCGAAGGAGACAGACAGAAUCAGUUUACCACCUGUUGUGAAGAAGAUGUUGACAGCACAGGAAGGAGUGAGUAUGACCAGCAUAUCUUCCUUUCUGAGUAAAUGGAAAGAUGUCCCUAAAAGUAAAGGCUGAAGUCAGUCCCCAUGAACCGCAAAACGCUCUGGAAACAAUUCCACAAUACCUGGUGGUAACCGCAGAAGGCAACAAGGGCAGAUAACCCUCGAAGGGAAAAUCAGCUGAAAUACAAAUACGCAGUGGUACAUGUACCCAUGGUUUAACCAAUCAUCUUUCUCCCCAAUGGGGAUGGGACAACUGUUUGCUUUACAAGGUCAAUAACCCAGAUUUGAUCAGAAUCACGUUGAUGUUUUGAAGACAAAAUGAAAUUCUAGUAGACAUUAGUAUGACCUGUAAGCACAUCAAUAACCCAGAUGAGAUCAGAAUUGAUAUAUAAAUGUAUACCUUGAGUGUGGUCAGACAAGGUUUACUUCACACCACACCCCUUCUGUUAAUCUGUGAUACAUCAGUAACUAAGAUUUAGGGAUGUAUGCUAUAUGCAUUUGUAUUACAUAAUAUAUAUGCAAUUUAACAUUUUUUAUUCCCAAGCAGUGUGACAAUUAUUAGUGAUUCCAAAAUAUAUAUUAUAUGCUCCUUAUUAACAAAAUAUGUGUUGAGUUAUUUUGAAAUUAUGUUUUAAGACACAUGUAUUGUCAACGAAUCAUUUUUGAAGGCAAAGAAGUGAUUUUCAGCUUAUAGAAACAAUUCGUUUUGGUAGGCUGUUUACACAAUCUUUAUAAUAUUAUAGAGAAAUUUAUCAUUUUCAUUUUCUCCAUAUCAUUUUUAUUUUCUCCAUAACUUAAACAGACAAAAGCUGUUAAAGAGAAUUUAAAGAAUAAUAGAUCAGUAAAGAGUUAGAAGUGUUUGUAAAUGUAGAGAUGCUGUGGAAAAUAUAUAAGAAUUUACAAUAAAAAUUUUAAAGGUUUUGA
Pecten maximus is the source of this 4267-nucleotide messenger RNA. RefSeq names its product protein SMG5-like. Gene Ontology annotation, cellular component: telomerase holoenzyme complex. The record is from RefSeq and is a predicted model, not a curated record. Gene Ontology annotation, molecular function: protein binding; telomerase RNA binding; telomeric repeat DNA binding. Gene Ontology annotation, biological process: nuclear-transcribed mRNA catabolic process, nonsense-mediated decay. NCBI's taxonomy places the organism in Eukaryota, Metazoa, Mollusca, Bivalvia, Pectinida, Pectinidae.